Pseudomyrmex gracilis is the source of this 1630-nucleotide messenger RNA. RefSeq names its product diphosphoinositol polyphosphate phosphohydrolase 1 (gene Aps). The record is from RefSeq and is a predicted model, not a curated record. Bases 422 to 1030 code for a protein of 202 amino acids. Gene Ontology annotation, cellular component: cytoplasm; nucleus. The transcript has 3 exons. Gene Ontology annotation, biological process: diadenosine pentaphosphate catabolic process; adenosine 5'-(hexahydrogen pentaphosphate) catabolic process; diphosphoinositol polyphosphate metabolic process. NCBI's taxonomy places the organism in Eukaryota, Metazoa, Arthropoda, Insecta, Hymenoptera, Formicidae. Gene Ontology annotation, molecular function: diphosphoinositol-polyphosphate diphosphatase activity; endopolyphosphatase activity; bis(5'-adenosyl)-hexaphosphatase activity.
AAGGAAGGCGAGAGAAACGGGAUUGGCGCGCGACACUCUGGCGGUGGUGGAAGCGUCUCGAUUGCGGUGUGCGCCUUUGUGAUCGGGUCGAGGUGCGUGCUUGCUGUCCCCGCAUAGAACAAGGUUUGAGGUUAUAAGCGAACGUCCGGCGAAAAUCGGAUUUUUUUUUCGAUCACGGUCUGCCGCGCGUACGACGUGGAUCGACAGCGGUGGACGUGUUUUUGUCAACGGAAGAUCGUGAGCGCCAGGUUAAUAAUUGUCGGGUGGCACAACAGUCUUAUAGCCGCCCCACGUUCCACGUGAAUUCAACGUUCACACGUUACGGCAAAGUGGACUCGAUGUCGAUAACAUGUCGGCUACGAACAACAUUAGGACGACGCGGAUGCAUAGGAUGGCCCGUCGGGCCGUUUGACGAUUAUUUAUGAAUCUACGAAGGAUUGCGAGAAGAGGGUAUUCACGUUACAACAUGGUGAAGGAGAAGGCAAAUUCGAUUCGUAUAUACGAUUCGGAGGGUUACAGACGCAGAGCUGCCUGCAUCUGCGUCAAAAAUGAUCUCGAGGAUGAGGUACUAUUAGUUACAUCCAGUCGAAGACCCGACAGUUGGAUAGUACCGGGUGGUGGUGUUGAACCCGAAGAGGAACCAGCAGUCACAGCGCUUCGUGAGGUCCGAGAAGAAGCUGGUGUUCUAGGACAGUUAGGCCGUUGUCUUGGCACAUUUGAGGUUAUAACUCGUGAUAACACGGAACACAAACACAGAACGGAAGUGUGGGUUAUGAGGGUGACGGAGGAGCUGCCAGAAUGGGAAGACUCGCGCGCUAUUGGUCGGAAGCGAAAAUGGUUCACUAUACCAGAAGCUCUGCUGCAACUUGGUCAACACAAGCCCGUCCAGAGAUCUUAUUUGCACAGCCUCCACAAUACUAAUCCUCGACAUAAUCCCACAUCUUUAUCCAAUCAUUCACACUCUACAAUGGCAUCUAUCGAAUUAAUGAAUAACUCUAGUAACAAUUCUCAUUUGAGCGAACACAGCUAAUAUUCAGUCUCGAAUCAUCCAACAUUUCUGUCAGAAGUCUCGAUCAUCAUGAGUCAGAGCAACUUUGUUUACUGUUACUUCUUCUUUCUCCUCUCCGAAGGAGUUGCAGUAACAAUUAUUGCUUUGCGUUUUAUACGAAAAUUAAUACUAUCUACUUAUACUUAUCUCUCUUGAUAUUAUUGUAUACUCUUUAGGUUAAUUACUAUUAUUAUUAUUACUAUGUUUACUCUCUUCUAGGUUGUUGAUAAAAUUUUAGGUUGUUUCGCAAAUGAACACAUUUUUGUAGCUGAAUUCUGAUUUUCUAACGUUUUAUGACUUUUAUCAAAUGUAUGGAAAGUGUGAUUAAGUUACUUGUUUCAUUAUUAUUUAGUGUUUGUGUUUAAUAUAGUUAUGUAGCACGCGUCACACAAUGAUCUUUUUUUUCCACGCAUUGCAUAUCCUCAGUCUACAAUUGCUGGAGUAUGUAUCAUAGUAACUUUUUCUACAUUUUCACAAGGAAAAAGUUACAUAUUUGUUAGCGUACGUGGUAAAUUAUAUACUUUGUAUAUUCUUGAAUAAAUUUUAUAAUAAUUUCUGCAAAUUAUACAAUAUACAUACAUA